Lemur catta (Ring-tailed lemur) is the source of this 1883-nucleotide messenger RNA. RefSeq names its product carbohydrate sulfotransferase 8 (gene CHST8). NCBI's taxonomy places the organism in Eukaryota, Metazoa, Chordata, Mammalia, Primates, Lemuridae. Gene Ontology annotation, cellular component: membrane. Gene Ontology annotation, biological process: proteoglycan biosynthetic process; carbohydrate biosynthetic process. Gene Ontology annotation, molecular function: sulfotransferase activity. The record is from RefSeq and is a predicted model, not a curated record.
CGCAGGGCCCGCGGCGGGGGGCCGCGCCCGACUGGAGGCGCCUGCGGCCUCGAGAGCGUCGGCCGCACCAGACCUCGGCCUGAUGGAUGCCUGGUGUGGACGAUGAGGGAAGAACGUGCCUCCCACACCCGCGAGGUGACCCCGGAGCGAGCCCCGGAUGACCCUGCAACCCGGAACAAUGCGGCUGGCCUGCAUGUUCUCGUCCAUCCUGCUGUUUGGAGCUGCAGGCCUCCUCCUCUUCAUCAGCCUGCAGGACCCCACGGAGCUCGCCCCCCAGCAGGUGCCAGGAAUAAAGUUAAACAUCAGGCCUCAGCAGCCCGGCAACGCCCUCCCACAAGGCAGUUCUCAGGAUGGUGACUCGACGGUACCCACAGAGAAGGGCACCCAAGACUUGUCCAGCCGGGCCCCAGGGGGCCUCCACCUGCCGAAUAGGGGGGCCCGUGUGCGACUCCGGCAGCGCCGCCGCCGGCUGCUCAUCAAGAGGAUGACAGGUGCGGCGGCCGCGGCCAACGGCUCGGGCGGGACCGCGGUGGGGCCGGGGCCGGGGACCCUGGACGGCCGUCGGGCCGGGCUGCAGCAGAGCCAGCGGGAGCGCAAGCGGCUCAUGCAGGAGGCGUGCGCCAAGUACCGGGCGAGCAGCAGCCGGCGGGCCGUCACGCCCCGCCACGUGUCCCGCAUCUUCGUGGAGGACCGCCACCGCGUGCUGUACUGCGAGGUGCCCAAGGCGGGCUGCUCCAACUGGAAGCGGGUGCUCAUGGUGCUGGCGGGGCUGGCCUCGUCCGCCGCCGACAUCCAGCACAACACGGUGCACUACGGCGGCGCGCUCAGGCGCCUGGACACCUUCGACCGCCAGGGCAUCCUGCACCGCCUCGGCACCUACACCAAGAUGCUCUUCGUGCGCGAGCCCUUCGAGAGGCUGGUCUCCGCCUUCCGCGACAAGUUCGAGCACCCCAACAGCUACUACCACCCUGUGUUCGGCAAGGCCAUCCUGGCCCGGUACCGAGCCAACGCCUCGCGGGAGGCGCUGCGCACGGGCGCCGGCGUGCGCUUUCCCGAGUUCGUGCAGUACCUGCUGGACGUGCACCGGCCGGUGGGCAUGGACAUCCACUGGGACCACGUCAGCCGCCUCUGCAGCCCCUGCCUCAUCGACUACGACUUCGUGGGCAAGUUCGAGAGCAUGGAGGACGAUGCCAACUUCUUCCUGAGCCUGAUCCGCGCGCCGCGGAACCUGACCUUCCCCAGCUUCAAGGACCGGCACUCCCAGGAGGCGCGGACCACGGCGAGGAUCACCCGCCAGUACUUCGCCCAGCUCUCCGCCCUGCAGCGGCAGCGCACCUACGACUUCUACUACAUGGACUACCUGAUGUUCAACUACUCCAAGCCCUUUGCGGACCUGUACUGAAGGGCGGGGCCGCCCUCCCGUGCGCAGGGGCGUCCGCCUUCCGGGGUGCCUCGCCCGGGAGCUGAGAUGUUCCCGGAGCCACAGGGCUCUGAGCACGCGAGGAGCCUUGGCUUUGGGAUGCAGCAGGCCCUAGGUGGGGACAGAGGCUCCGCCCUUGGAUGGGGACCCUGGCCCUUGCCUUGCACCCAUUUCCUCCGUCCUUGGCUGAGGGAGAUGCUGCGGGGCACCCCAGGAGCUCAGCCCGGAGUUAGGAUGACCAGGGAAGCCCGAGGCCUGAAGACGAGGCCCCAGCGGCCAGGGACUUCCUGUGGUCCCUUAGCCAUUGCCUUGCACCAAACCACGUGGUUUGCAGCUUUUGUAUGACCCAGGGGGAUGUUCCCUUGGACUGAGGUUCCAAAUAAAGCACAUGGUUUCCAGAGCAGCAGUGUCUACUCUGGUGGGGGGGACACAUGGACCCCUCCCCACCCUUUCUGGAACUUUU